Molecule: messenger RNA, 420 nt
Organism: Carcharodon carcharias (great white shark)
Lineage: Eukaryota; Metazoa; Chordata; Chondrichthyes; Lamniformes; Lamnidae
Product: cytochrome b-c1 complex subunit 8-like
Exons: 1
Coding region: 1-420 (139 amino acids)
Biological process (GO): mitochondrial electron transport, ubiquinol to cytochrome c
Source: RefSeq, a predicted model, not a curated record
AUGCCAACAUGUCAUUUAUGCUCUCGGGCAAAAUUGUCCCAGAUUUGUACUAAGCGUGUUAGCAAGCAGCAAGAGAGGAGUUGCCACCAUUUGAGUCGGAGCCAAGGAGACGGCAAGAAUCUUGGAUUUAGUGGCAGCAAAUUUGGUCACCACUUUAGAAACUUGAUCAAAUUACAGCACAUCAUCACCUACACCAUCUCUCCCUUUAAACAGAAGGCAUUUGCAAAUUAUUUCUCAAAAGACAUUCCCAAUACAUGGAGGCGAUUUAAGGGUCAAGUGUUCCAGAUUGUUCCUCCAUUUGUAGCGUUGUAUCUUAUUUAUACAUGGGGCAACCAUGAACAUGAAUUGUCAAUGAGGAAGAACCCAGCUGAUUUUGCCAACGACAAAUGGACGGUGGUAUAUGGAGGGGAUCAUUUCUAA